AUGGCCAUGCCUGACGUGGAAGAAGCGAAACAGGAACCAACAAAUAGCGAUCAUGACUCUCCAGGUUCCAGUCUGAAGGCGAGACCCGAGCUACCGGCUUCGCGAUUCUGGCUUCUUGCUUUGAGCGUCUGCCUCGGAUUACUAUUGUCGUUUAUGGACAGUUCCAUUGUUGCUGCCAGCUUGCUGAACAUUGGUACGGAUUUCCAGGAAAUGGAAAAUGUCAAUUGGGUCGCGCUCUCCUAUACACUCUGCUACCUCAGCUUUGCCGUCUUCGUCUCGCGACUGUCAGAUAUAAUUGGUCGCCGCAAUGCCUUUGCUGGAGCAUAUUUGAUUUUCUUUGCCUUCUCCUUGGCUUGCGGAUUCGCUCAAAACAUGACGCAGCUUAUUGCUUGCCGAGCUCUUCAAGGAAUUGGCGGUUCUGGAUUAUACUCCUUGACCAUGGUUAUCCUUAUUGAAGCGGCUCCGCAAAAGACCAAGCCAUUCCUUGGAAGUAUUGUUGGCGCCGUAAUUGCUAUUGGCGGCGUCCUUGGCCCCGUCUUGGGCGGUAUCUUAACUCACUAUGCGAGUUGGCGAUGGGUGUUCUGGAUAAAUGGACCACUUGGUGCCAUUUCCAUGGUCCUUUUUUGUUUCACAUGGCCAAAACCCGAGUAUCUGCCUGAUAUUGAGCGAAGGACCUGGAGUGAGCUGGACUACCUUGGAUCUGGAUUGCUCAUUGCUGCUGCCGUGCUGGUCGUCUUUCCCUUCCAAAAUGCCAGCAGCGAAGCAUUGUUCGAUACAGCAGUGUUUUUGGCGCCACUACUGAUGGGCAUCAUUUGCUGGGUUGCUCUCGUGGCGUGGGAAUUCUUUGUCGAACAUCAUUGGGGAGACAACCUAGCAGCUGCACUUCCUGUGCGUCUUUUGCGUAAUCGCAUGUUCGCUGCAGCGAUUGCAAACACCACGCUGCUUGGCUUCUGCUUUGUCAUGCUUCUCUACGCAUUCCCGCUUCGCUUGCAAGUUGUCAACGGAAAGAGCUCUCUGCUAGCCGGUAUAAUGUUGCUGCCGUUACUCGCGGCCAGUGCAACAGGAUCCGUUUUAUGUGGAAUCAUUAAUAAGACCAAGGACAGAAUCUGCGAAAGCAUGAUUGCGGCAAGCAGUCUAGUUGCUUUGGGCUGCGGGCUCGAGUCUACAAUAUCAGACUUUGUGGAACCCGAAGCAAAGGCUCUGGGAUGUUUGGUGCUUGUUGGCCUUGGUUUUGGCCUGUCCGCUGCCGUGACCACAAUGUCCGGAAGCUUACAAGCCUCUAUCCGAGAUCUUUCACCUGCUCAAGGUAUUCUCGCCCAGACCCGGGUGCUGGGCGGCGCCCUCGGUGUUGCAGCAUCCUCGGCCGUCCUGGGGGUUACCCUCAGAGCACAGCUUGCCGGCGUGGUAGACUCUAAACUGCUCAAUUCUCUAGAGAAUGCCGCCAGUACUUUGACAAAUGCACAACUUACUGCUGUCAGGCAUGCCUACUCAGACGCAUUCAGCAAAGAUAUGCGCAUUGGUGCCAUCAUCGCCUGUGCGGCAAUCGUUCUAGCCUUUGGAGCAUGGUCAAACCCCCGAGAUCGACCAAGUGUGCAAGAGCGCGGAGAGCAUCGCCGCAAAGAAGAAGCUGAGAGGAGAAGAGCUAGUAGUGGCAGAAAGUGA
Pestalotiopsis fici W106-1 is the source of this 1662-nucleotide messenger RNA. RefSeq lists its product as uncharacterized. The transcript has 6 exons. The record is from RefSeq and is a predicted model, not a curated record. Gene Ontology annotation, molecular function: transmembrane transporter activity. Gene Ontology annotation, biological process: transmembrane transport. Lineage: Eukaryota; Fungi; Ascomycota; Sordariomycetes; Amphisphaeriales; Sporocadaceae. Gene Ontology annotation, cellular component: membrane. Bases 1 to 1662 code for a protein of 553 amino acids.